UCUUCUUAGAUGAUGAGUACCAAUGGAAGGGGCCCUUCUACUUCAUCCAAGGAGCAGAUCCUCAGUUUGGACUGAUGAAAGCUUGGGCAAUUGGAGACAUUAACAAUGGAGAUGAUGAAUGGGGAGAAGAAAUCAAAUUAGUAGAGCAAGCGGUGCAGGCCAUUAACAAACUAAAUCCUAAACCCAAGUUCUUUGUGUUGUGCGGAGACCUUAUCCAUGGAAUGCCAGGAACUCAAUGGAGAAAGGACCAAGAGCAAGAUUUAAAGAAUGUUCUGAAGAACACUGACCAGGACAUCCCAUUGGUAUUCGUCAGUGGAAAUCAUGAUAUUGGCAAUACUCCAACAAGAGAAACAAUAGAUAAUUAUUGCAAGAACUGGGGAGAUGACUACUUCAGCUUUUGGGUUGGAGGUGUUUUCUUUCUUGUGCUGAAUUCUCAGUUAUACUUCGAUUCUUCCAAAUGCCCUGAGUUAAAGCAAGUCCAGGAUGUGUGGCUCAAUGAGCAACUGGCUGUUGCUGAAAAACAUAAAUGCAAGCAUAUAAUAGUAUUUCAGCACAUCCCUCUGUUUCUGAGAAAACCUGAUGAAGACCACGAUUAUUUCAACUUGGAAAAAUCAGUUCGUCGAGAGAUAAUGGAGAAGUUUCAUAAAGCAGGCAUUAAAGCUGUAUUUUCUGGACACUACCAUAGGAAUGCUGGAGGGUCCUACAGAGGACUAGAAAUGGUGGUUUCAUCAGCAAUAGGAUGUCAGCUGGGAGAAGAUACGCAUGGGCUUCGAGUGGUUGUUGUCACAGAUGAAAAGAUUGUUCAUAGAUACUACAGUUUAAAUGAACUGAGCAGCCAAGGCAUAGAGAAAGAGCUGCUAGAUAUGCUUGCUAAGCAAAAUUAGGCUAUGUCAAAUGAUGUGAUUUUUUUUCCAUAUUGGACAAAUAGAAACAGUUUCCGAAAGUUUCCCUGAGCUGAAGAUACAGAUUUCUCAUUGUGCACCAUGCCCCAGAACAGCUCUCAAUUUGUUAUUAUCCUAAAUAGCAAGAAAUUUGUUGACGUUUCUCCUUUUGAAAAUGAGACCUAUGAGGAAUAUGGAAGAACUCAUUUAUUUCUGUGGACUCAAGGGGUUGGGCAGAGAGGAAAAAAACCAAGUGACCAUGAUUCAUUUUUCAUUUCUCAGCUAGAAGGCUGAGAUAACCCCUAAUGACUCUUAUUAAAUGUGGAAAAUUCGUAUUAGGACACCAGAGCACCCUGUGAAAGUAACCAAAUACUACAUAAUUAAGUACAACAAUUAAGUUCAUAGGUGGAGACCUAUGAACAGGAGACAAAUUACUAAAAAAAAAAGUCUUUGAGAUCAAUCUUGGUUCGCCAGUUUCAGUGUAAGCAACAAAUUUAAGAACACACUUCUUCCAAAUCUUUCCAAAAAAGGUCAUUAAGCCUUGAAUACACUCUGUUUGCAUACUGCUUGCCUUUAGUUCAUUUGGUUCCAGCAUCUAAUCUUGCAAGUUUUAAUAGAGGCAAUAUUUUGAUAGGACUACAGUAUUCAACUUCUGGAGAUUACAGAUGGAAAAUAAAUGCUUGAUGUCUUGUUAAAACUUAAUCACAUUUUAUAUUGGGAAUGGGCAGUAGCAGAAGUAAAGUCUCUUCUACCAUCCC
Molecule: messenger RNA, 1639 nt
Organism: Aptenodytes forsteri (emperor penguin)
Lineage: Eukaryota; Metazoa; Chordata; Aves; Sphenisciformes; Spheniscidae
Gene: CPPED1
Product: calcineurin like phosphoesterase domain containing 1
Exons: 3
Coding region: 75-884 (269 amino acids)
Molecular function (GO): hydrolase activity
Source: RefSeq, a predicted model, not a curated record